This is a messenger RNA of Dicentrarchus labrax (European seabass), 1772 nucleotides long. Its product is annotated as hydroxycarboxylic acid receptor 2-like. The record is from RefSeq and is a predicted model, not a curated record. The coding region runs from base 343 to 1449 and encodes 368 amino acids. NCBI's taxonomy places the organism in Eukaryota, Metazoa, Chordata, Actinopteri, Moronidae. Gene Ontology annotation, biological process: G protein-coupled receptor signaling pathway. The transcript has 3 exons. Gene Ontology annotation, molecular function: G protein-coupled receptor activity. Gene Ontology annotation, cellular component: membrane.
GUACUAGUGAGGUAACUGCUUGAUGACACACAACAUCCUCUUGUAAGAGACAUAAAGGCACAGACAGAGCUCAUACAUCCCUCCACUACUUCCUCCAACAGUUUAUGAAUUAAAUCCUUUCAUACAGCAGACGGAAAAAAGGAAGAAGGUGAAAAGGGGAAGGGGCAAAUUUGAAUCUCAAAACUUUCCUUGGUGUGGUCAUACAGCUUAUUUAACCAUCAAACCCACAACUGUUUUUAAUAGAACAUUAUUUUUACUGUCUUCCCAAAAUCUGUCACCACGCUGAUUCAUAUAUUUUGGUUAAAUAAAAAUUAUAAAGAUAUUUAAAUUUAAUUUGCCAAAAUGCUGUCAGAGCAAAAUGUAAACUUGACCACCCCAACUUUAAACUUUACAACCCCGAUCCCUGGUGGUGGUAGAGGCGGCGGCUGCCCACCAGUUGGUAUUCAACUGGAGGGUGUGAUCCUGCCCCCAGUCCUCACCAUUGAUGUCAUACUGGGGCUGCUGGGAAACAUAGUUGCCCUGUGGAUCUUCUGCUUUAAACUGAAGGCCUGGAACCCCAACAACCUAUUCCUCUUCAAUCUGGUUAUUGCCGACUUCUUGGCUCUGGUGAGUCUGCCGCUGAGGAUUGAUGCCUUGCUCAGGGGCCACUGGGUGUUUGGAGAUGGUUUGUGCCGGAUCAACCUCUUCCUGAUGUUUUCCAACCGCUCAGCCAGCAUUGCACUCAUGACUGUGGUGGCAAUUUACCGCUACUUUAAGGUGGUCCACCCUCACCACCGGUUCAACCGUAUGACCAAGCGGCAGGCUGCGUUCGUGUCUGUGUUUGUCUGGCUCCUGGUGAUCAGCCCCCGGGUUCCCAUGCUUGCUUACAACCACAUCAAGAACAGCGGCAACACCACCCAGUGCUUCUUCUUUACUUCUUACAAAGAGGCAUCGCGGGCGAUAAUCAUCCUGGUUGGCAUGCACCGGAUCCUGACGGUGCUGGAGUUCAUCAUCCCAAUGGCCAUGCUGCUGUUCUGCUCUAUCCGGAUUUCCAGCUUCCUGAAGGAGCGACAGAUGGGAAAACCAGACAAGGUGCGAAAGGCAAUGCGAGUGUGUGCCGUCAUCGUUGCAGUGUUCAUGGUUUGCUUCUUACCCACCACGGUGACAACUAUUGGGGUGUGGGUCAUCCGCUCGUACCGCCCGUGGGACUGCACCUCCUUCUACACUUUUACCCAGCUCACCAUUGUGUCUUUGGGGCUGAACUUCCUGAACUCGGCCCUGGACCCCAUCGUCUACGUCUUCUCCAGCUCCAUGUUCAGGAAGGCCCUUUUCAGCUCACUGCCCCGCGCCCUGUGCUGCAGGCAGGACACAGGUGAUGGCGAGAAUGCAGCGUCCUCGUCAGGAAGUCAGUCGACCACCCAGCAGGAACUGAAAUCAAUGAGGGCCGACAGAGAGAGUGAGGCCAUGUAAUAAGCUCUUCUGGAUCAAGCAACGCUAAGAAAAAGUGUCUAAUCCUGUUAGAAUUGUCUUCAUUUUUGUGAUAUAUUUUUUGUGGGUGAAUUUAUUUGUUUGUUGAUGUGUUAAAGCUUUGUUUUUUUUUGCAAUCAGUGUUAAUACAUCAAUACAUUUUCAUUAUGACCAUGUAUUAAAUGUGGACUCAGUUAUACAUGUGGUUGGACUGGUGCUGGGCAAAACACUUGUAUCUCUAUACAGUUUUUUGCAUGACUGGGCCUUUACAUGGGUUUAAACUGUCAGGAGCACAUAAAAUAUUAAAACAGUCAUCAUGUACUAAA